Molecule: messenger RNA, 1554 nt
Organism: Penicillium riverlandense
Lineage: Eukaryota; Fungi; Ascomycota; Eurotiomycetes; Eurotiales; Aspergillaceae
Product: Zn(II)2Cys6 transcription factor
Exons: 3
Coding region: 1-1554 (517 amino acids)
Biological process (GO): regulation of DNA-templated transcription
Molecular function (GO): DNA-binding transcription factor activity, RNA polymerase II-specific; zinc ion binding
Source: RefSeq, a predicted model, not a curated record
AUGCCCUUUUAUGGUCGACCGAGCAAAAAUUGCGAGAGCUGUCGUGAAAGGCGGAUCAAGGCAAGUAACCUUAACGAACCCGUCUGCUCGCAAUGCAAAAGAGCGGGGAAACCAUGCGGUGGCUAUCGCGUUGUCACCUCUCUUAUGUUCCGUGACGAGAAUGACCGAACGGUCCGACGGUCUGCAGUCGCGGAAUCUAGAUCGAAAGCCAGGCGCAAGCUAUUGGACUCUGAGAAAUCGUCCUCUAGCCCGGAACCCUCUGUGACAUCUCAAUCACGUCUUGUAGUGUCGGAAAGAAAGCUUCUUGUGGUUUUCCUUCCAACAAUUCCAGCCGUUGUUUCAUCCAGCGUGGAGGAGCAAGGAUUGAACUUUUUCUUCCAUCGAUUUGUAACGGCAGUUUCGAUGCUAGAACGUGCGCCACCUCAACUAGAGGUUUCACCCUUUUCAGAGAUGAUACUACUGGACCCACCCGUCCGAGAUGCCGCCGUCUCGGUUGGCCUGGCUGCCAAAUAUAAUGUCACGCGAGACCGAGCCCUGCAUCUCGUGGCGAGAGAGAACUAUGCGGCGGCCAUUAGCAGCCUCCGUGUAGCGGUGGAAAAUCCCGAGCGGGCCAAUCCGGAACAGACGUUGAGGCUAAUUGUGAUGCUAGGUCUGUACGAGAUGGUCAGUUGCACACCCAACCAAGUCGACUCGUGGACGGUGCAUCUUGAUGGUGCUGCAGCCCUGCUCAAGCAGAGCACUUUCAACCAGGCCCUGAAAACCUUCCAACCUCGUCCGCAAUUGCAAUACUACUAUGUUUCCAUCGUGAAAUAUUUUAUCGCCCAAGGAAAUUCUCUGCCAGACUUACUUGAUUGGAGUCCCGAUACUAUUUCGAUAUCGAACCCUGAUGAGCAGCCGGCCAUCCGUCUGAUCGACAUAUUAAUCCGCUUUAUGAGGCUACACUCGUCCAUCCGAACAAAUCCGGAUCUUAUCCCAGAAACCGCAGUACAUUCCGCUCUGGCUUUCGAGUCAGAGCUAGAUCAGUGGGAGAAAGAACUUCCAGAGAAGUGGGCCUAUGUGGUUAAGGAUUCGAAUGACACCCAAAACACAUUCAACGGGAAGUACGUGGCGUAUGAUGAUUUGUGGGCAUCAAGAGAUCUCAACAAUUACUUUUGGGCAAGGUUGAUGGUCAACGAGACGAUUCUAUCUUACCUCUCAAGGUCCAAAACUACGACAGUCCAAGAUCUGUGGCGGCGACAGCUGGCAUUGGAUACGAUAUCUCAGAUGGCGACCUUUAUCUGCGCCAGUGCCGCCAGCCAAAUGGGUGCCCUUGGUUGCAGAUUAUCAGUUAGAGCCGCGACGCGCAUGCUCCCGUUGAAUGAGGUGUUCAUGUUAAUGUUCCCAUUGGCGGUGGCCGGAGGUGCAGCCGGAGCUCCGGAUGAAGUACACGAAUGGGUCGUCCAAAGACUCCAGAAGAUUGGAAGUACGAUGGGGAUCCAGCACGCGCUGGAGAUGAUACCGAAAUUGAAGCAAGCUCGAGAAGCGAAGCUGCAGCGAAUAAUGGAGUGUCAAUAA